Molecule: messenger RNA, 1033 nt
Organism: Didymella exigua CBS 183.55
Lineage: Eukaryota; Fungi; Ascomycota; Dothideomycetes; Pleosporales; Didymellaceae
Exons: 2
Coding region: 329-898 (189 amino acids)
Source: RefSeq, a predicted model, not a curated record
AUGACGUCCUCCUUGAAAAGGCUGAAGUUGAGGCCCACCACGGCGCUGUGAUUGGAGGGCAGCGCCAAUCAAAAGAGGCUCGGUCAGGCGAAACGCAACGCCGGCGCUGUCGGCACACCAGAUGGAACGCAAGACGCAGCCGACCUGCAACUUUGUUUGCUGACUUCCGCCUGUGAUCGGUCAGGACUGAGGCAGCGCAAUCCGAAGGCGGCCUACGGGAUAGCAUCGCCGCAUCGCGGGUUGAACGUUGCCAAGUGGGCAGGCACGCUAGCCGAAGUGGGCGGCACAGGAAGGAUCAGGUCAGCAACGCCAGCAAGAAGACAUCUCGAUGCGGGCAGGGGAUGCCCAGAAGCAGUUUUCGCCAGGGAACUACGAUACAUCCCCUCACAUUCGGAGCGUCCCGCGGCAUGGGCGAGUCGGCUACUGCCGCGCGGAGCAGACUCGCAGACAUGGUCACUGCGGGCAGCGGAUGAGGGUCGAGUUUCAGGUGGUGAAGGAGAAGUGUGCCGCUGCUGUGAGGUGCAGCAGGACGGUGUGUGCCCCUCGACGCGCAGCAAGCGGACGGUGCGAGGCGCAGGACGAAUGUUGUAGGAGAGCAGUGGCCUGCGCGCCGAUGCCAGCCAGGCUGCGGCACGACACUGCACGCAGGGCGACUCAUAGAGCCAGCGUCCGCGAAGGGAAAGUGCGGUAUGUCCAUCCGUGUGCCGCUCGCCUGACCAGCACCGCCCGCCCCUGCGGCCGGCCAAACUGCCCCAUACUCCUUUUAGUAGCGCGCGGAUGCGCCGUGACUGCUCCCGUCGGCGCUGGAGCCAGGCUAACCCGGCCUAAAGUAUGCCUUGCAUCUGGAUGGAAUCACCUCGCAGGAGUGGAUCCUGCACACGGCAUGCUCCACAAAUGAGGACGCCCGCGCAGCGCCAGAGGGCCUGUUGGAGCCAGCUAAGAGCUAGCCAGCAGGGAGUUCAUCCAUCGUCUACGCCGCCGAGCGGAGACUCCAGAAGGACGGAAUGUCAGGACCUUGGACCUUGGACCUUGG